Molecule: messenger RNA, 3124 nt
Organism: Vigna angularis (adzuki bean)
Lineage: Eukaryota; Viridiplantae; Streptophyta; Magnoliopsida; Fabales; Fabaceae
Product: cell division control protein 48
Exons: 14
Coding region: 335-2653 (772 amino acids)
Cellular component (GO): mitochondrial outer membrane
Molecular function (GO): ATP hydrolysis activity; ATP binding
Source: RefSeq, a predicted model, not a curated record
UACCUUCAUCUAUACCAGGAUUUUCUAUCAAAACGAUGUAGAGGAAGAGUUUCUUUAUUUAUCUUCCUAGGAUCCUUUUACAUUAUUUUGAAUUUGUUUCGCAGAAGUGAAUCUAUGAAAGCUAUACCUGAAGCAACACGGAGAAAUAAUUGUACACACAGACUUUGUUUUCCCAUACCUUGUCUAUAAAGAACCACUUCUCUAUUUCUUUCAAGCAUCAAGAAUCUUUCACCUGCUUCCUAUGAAUUUCAACAAUUCAGAUACCCUUUGGUGAAAAUAGAUCACCGGUGUGUCAAAGGAGCAAGCUUUUGUGUGUUCAGUAAAGUGGGUUGUGAUGGAACAGAAACACGUGUUGUUGUCAGCAUUGAGUGUUGGGGUGGGAUUGGGAGUAGGACUUGGAUUGAGUACAGGACAGGCUGUUCAAAAAUGGGUGGGAGGGAGUUGUGAAUCAGAUGAGAUUUCUGGGGAGCAAAUUGUGCUGGAGCUGAACAACAAAGUCAUUGAUGGGAAGAACAGCAAAACCACAUUUGAAGACUUUCCUUAUUACUUAAGUGAAAGAGACCAAUUUUCGUUAACAAGUGCUGGAUAUGUUUAUUUGAAACAAGACUUUUCCAAGCACAUGAGGAACCUUUGUCCAGCAAGCAGAGCUAUGUUGCUUUGUGGACCUGCAGAACUUUAUCAGCAAAAGGUUGCCCAAGCUUUAGCUCAGUGCUUUGGAUCGAAGUUGCUGUUGCUAGACAUAAUUGACUUCUCCUUGGAGAUGCAGAGGAAAUAUGGAUGCCCCCGAAAAGAACCGUAUUUUAAAAGGUCCAUUUCUGAGGUGACUUUGGAGCGAGUGUCGGGUUUGUUUGGGUCCUUUCCAAUCUUCCCUUCAACUGGUAGAACCAGAGGUACACUACUUCGACAGAGUAGUGAAAUUGAAAAUUCCAGCAAUCCUCUGAAACUUUGUAGGAAUGCCUCUAGUGCAUGUGAUACGAUUAGCUCUUCUCAAUGUGAUCAAUCAGAUCCAGCUCCUUUGAAGGGCACAAGCGGCUUCUGUUUUGAUGAAAAGCUCUUCGUGCAAUCACUUUAUAAGGUCUUGGUUUCUAUCUCGGAAACCAGUUCCAUUAUUUUAUACAUCAAGGAUGUUGAGAAGCUCUUUGUUCGAUCACCAAGGCUACACAAUUUGUUCCAAAAGCUAAUAAAGAAACUUUCAGGACCAGUACUAAUACUCGGUUCGCAGAUAUUUGAUUAUGAAAAGGAUCCCGAAAUUGAUGACAAGCUCACUAUGUUAUUCCCUUACAACAUUGAGAUCAAACCACCUCAAAAUGACAGCGAUCUUGUAAUCUGGAAAACCAAACUGAAAGAGGACACAAAAACAAUUCUGUUUCAAGAUAGCAGAAACCACAUUGCAGAAGUACUUGCAGCAAGUGACAUUGAUUGUGAUGACUUGAAUUCCGUCUGCCAUGCUGACACUAUGCUACUCAGUAGUUGCAUUGAAGAGAUUGUGGCAGCAGCAGUUUCUCACCACCUAAAGAGGACUAAAGAUCCAGAAUACCGAAAUGGAAAAUUAGUUAUAUCAGCCAAGAGUUUGUCCUAUGUAUUGAGUUUGUUCCAGGAAAGUGAAAGUAAUUCGGAGACCAAAGAUUCAAACAAGGAUGUUCCUCCUGACAACGAGUAUGAGAAGCGCAUGAGAGCAGAUGUGGUGCCUGCAAAAGAGAUAGGAGUUAGAUUUGAAGAUAUUGGUGCAUUGGAUGAUAUUAAAGAAAUACUUCAAGAUGAAGUCCUACUUCCCCUCAGAAGACCAGAUUUAUUCAAUGGUGGGCUUUUGAAGCCUUAUAAAGGUAUAUUGCUUUUUGGGCCUCCCGGUACAGGAAAAACAAUGCUUGCAAAGGCAAUUGCAAAUGAAGCUGGAGCAAGUUUCAUCAAUGUCUCAAUAUCGACCAUCACUUCAAAAUGGUUUGGAGAAGAUGAAAAGAAUGUCCGAGCUCUGUUUUCACUAGCUGCAAAGGUUGCUCCAACUAUUAUUUUUAUUGAUGAGGUUGAUAGCAUGCUUGGGCAACGGACUAAAUCUGGUGAGCAUGAGGCAAUGAGAAAGAUUAAAAAUGAAUUCAUGGUCCACUGGGAUGGGCUAUUGUCAAAACCCGGUAAGCGAAUUCUGGUUCUUGCUGCAACUAACAGGCCAUAUGACCUUGAUGAAGCAAUUAUAAGACGGUUUGAGCGCAGGAUCAUGGUUGGUAUUCCAUCUGCUGAAAACAGGGAAAGGAUCUUGAAAACUCUCCUAGCUAAGGAAAAAUAUGAAAAUAUUGACUUUAAAGAGCUUUCAAUCAUGACAAAAGGAUAUACUGGAAGUGAUCUUAAGAAUUUGUGCACGGCUGCUGCCUAUCGACCUGUUAGAGAGCUACUACGACAGGAGAGGAUUAAGGAAAAUAACAAAAAGGAGGCAGUAGUUCAAAGCUCAGAAAGUGCAUCUGAUGCUAAAGAAGAUAAAGAAAACCGAGUUAUUACUUUGAGACCUAUUAACAUGGAUGACAUGAGACAGGCAAAGAGUCAGGUGACUGCUAGUUUUGCAGCAGAAGGAUCAAUAAUGAGUGAGCUUGAGGAGUGGAAUGAUUUAUUUGGAGAAGGAGGUUCAAGGAAGAAGAAGCAGGAGCAGCUUACUUAUUUUCUUUAGACUGUGGAAAGCUGAUUUUGUUUUGGACAUGUCAGAGUAUCUAUCACCAAAGGAUACCCUUUAACCAGGGAGGAAUACUCAGCAGAUCAGAGAUAUUGAACUAAAAGUACGAAGAAUGCACAAAUCAGAGGUUAAAGAGAUUUAAGCAUCCCUGAAAUGCUAUAUGGGUUCAAAGAAUGUGUAGAUCAUUAUCAUGCAUCAUGUUUGGGAGAGGGUGCUCAGUUAUGGUUUGCAUUGUCUGAAAACCAGUGGAAACAUGUAUUCUAAUACAUGCUAUGUGUUGUUGGGAAAUUGGAAUAAUCCACCACAGACCUUUUAGGUAUAGGAUAGAUUAUAUGCAAGUCACUGUCUGAGAGUAGAACUUUGUGAAUGGAUAGUGUAGAUGCAAUGCUUAUAAAUCAAAUUCUACAAUUAUCGUGUAUAACAUUAAAUCUUUCUUAAGAUUUGGAAAGAUGUUACCUUUUCGCGCAA